Molecule: messenger RNA, 969 nt
Organism: Nannospalax galili (Upper Galilee mountains blind mole rat)
Lineage: Eukaryota; Metazoa; Chordata; Mammalia; Rodentia; Spalacidae
Product: olfactory receptor 5T3-like
Exons: 1
Coding region: 1-969 (322 amino acids)
Biological process (GO): sensory perception of smell; G protein-coupled receptor signaling pathway
Cellular component (GO): membrane
Molecular function (GO): odorant binding; olfactory receptor activity; G protein-coupled receptor activity
Source: RefSeq, a predicted model, not a curated record
AUGGAGAGAAUGUCAUCAGAUUUGAAUGUACAGAAGAUUCAGUUUAAGAACAUGACUGAAGUCACCAUGUUUAUACUGCUAGGCUUCACAGAUGAUUUUGAAGUGCAAGUCUUCUUAUUUUUACUUUUUUCUGCCAUCUAUAUUUUCACUCUGGUGGGAAACUUGGGACUUGUUGUGUUAGUUGUUGGAGAUUCCCGACUCCACAACCCCAUGUACUACUUUCUGAGUGUUUUGUCCUUCUUGGAUGCCUGCUAUACAACAGUUGUCACUCCCAAAAUGUUGGUCAAUUUCCUGAAAGAAAAUAAAUCCAUUUCCUUUUUUGGAUGUGCAGUACAGAUGCUGCUCUUUGUUACUUUAGGGACCACAGAAUGCUUUCUGCUGGCUGCAAUGGCUUAUGACCGCUACGUAGCCAUCUACAACCCACUUCUGUACACAGUGAGCAUGUCUCCCAGAGUCUACGUGACACUCAUCAUGGCAUCCUACACUGGUGGAAUUCUGCAUGGUACUGUGCACACAGUGGCCACUUUCAGCCUGUCCUUCUGUGACUCCAAUGAAAUCAGACAUGUCUUCUGUGACAUUCCUGCAUUGCUUGCUCUUUCUUGUUCUGAUACGCACACAAAUGAGCUUCUGAUCUUGUACUUGGUGGGUUUGAUUGAGAUCAUCACCAUACUGAUUGUUCUAGUCUCCUAUGGUUUCAUCCUAUUUGCUAUUUUGAAUAUGCGCUCUGCUGAAGGGAGGAGGAAAGUCUUCUCUACCUGUGGCUCUCACCUCACUGGAGUGUCCAUUUAUCAUGGGACAAUCCUCUUCAGUUAUAUGAGACCAAGUUCCAGUUAUGCUUCAAAACACGACAUGGUUGUGUCAAUAUUCUACACCAUUGUGAUUCCCAUGCUGAAUCCCAUCAUCUACAGUCUGAGGAACAAAGAUGUGAAAGAGGCAAUGAAAAAACUAUUGAGAGAAUGUGGUUCAUAA